Molecule: messenger RNA, 4612 nt
Organism: Brassica napus (rape)
Lineage: Eukaryota; Viridiplantae; Streptophyta; Magnoliopsida; Brassicales; Brassicaceae
Product: pumilio homolog 11-like
Exons: 5
Coding region: 2067-3551 (494 amino acids)
Biological process (GO): post-transcriptional regulation of gene expression
Cellular component (GO): cytoplasm
Molecular function (GO): mRNA binding
Source: RefSeq, a predicted model, not a curated record
AUAUUUUAGAAACGUUUUGGAAGCGAGAUUCCGCAAGCUUCCACAAGGUUCCGAUUCCGAUUCCGGUUCCGAAGCGGGAAGCGGACGUCCGAUGAAGCUUCCGUGCAACGUAGCAUACGACAAGAAAAAACAAAAGAGACAGUUUUCUCUCUGUGCCCUCAAACGUAUCAUAUCUCCUUUGUAAGUCCCAACACACGUUUAACAUCACAGGAAAUUCCAGCAAAAGAAAAAAAAACAAAUCUCUUUCUUUUUGGCUUCUGCUUUGUUCUUUUUUGUUAUCUUCAUACACAGUCCCAGAAGUCACAUCCUUUGUGCUGUGUGUAUAACUAUAGAUUUGACUUCGUGAUGUUUAAAGAAAAGAAGUUCAUGGACGAUUUUGAGUUUUUACUUGGUGAUGAUUUGAGAGGACGAACUACUUCGUUCACUGACAUUCAUCAUCUCCCUGUUUUGGGUUUCGGAGUGAUUCCUCCGACUUCUGCCUCCUUGACGUCGAUUUCAAACCCAUUAGUGAACCAACAGUCUCUCAGAAACCUUCUAGAGCUGAAUACAUUUGAUCUUGGUUUGUGUCAGAAUCUCAGUAAACUGGAUAGGAUUUCUCUCAAAUUACAAUGUAAAAUGAUAUAAAGUAAGAUGGUAUUCUACCUUGAUGGAGUACGGUUAGGACUCCAUAUGCGAUUGGACGUUUAUCUUAUGUACAAUUUUUCUAUUUCUUUUAUACACUCAUUGCUAUUUGCGGCUGUUUCAUAUGGCAUUACUUCAGUGUUUAUCAACAAAGCUGGGAAAAAUUAAAUUAAAUCACUCAGAAACUGGAUGAAAAGAGAAAACAUAGAAAAUUAACAUCAAAGUCAACAAGACAAUUAUAUCAACAGAAACAGAGAUAUCUUUCUAUCAGCAAAAAUAUUGUAUGAUAUACAAUUCGGACGUAGGGCAAAUAACUUACUCCAUUUUUAAAUAGUUGAUGCUUCAGAGAAUAUUUCUGUUUCAGACUAGUUGACGAUUUAAAUUCUUAAAGUAUAAUAACAAUUUAUGUUGCUUUUGCAGUUCAAAAAAAAAAAAAAUUUAUGUUAAAUAACCAAAUGAUAUUAGAAAUGGUCUCAAGUUUUUCUUCCCAUGUCUAGUCCCCUAAUAAAAAAAAUGACUCAAAUAUGUUUUAUUGAAUGAUAAAUACACUCUUACACCCGUAUGAUUCUUAUACUUUGGGUUUAAAGUUAAAGAUGAUGCUUUAGGGUGGGGUUUAAAUUUUUUAAAAUAGAAAAUAAAUAUUGAAAAUUUAAAAAUAAAAAUUUUAAAAUAGUUUCAAAAAAUAUUUUCGAAUUUUAAAAAAGGAAACUUGAGAAAAAAAAAUUGGAAAAAAAAGAAUUCAAAUUUUUUUUAUGAAAAAGUUUGAAUUUGAAAAUAUAUAACCCAAAAUUAUAAAAAGAUUAUUUUUGUAUUUUAUUUAAUAGAUUAUUUAUAUAUAUAUAAAUUAAUGGAUAGAAAGGUCUUUUGUCUAUUUAGUAAAACCAAUUUUGGUCAUUUUUUCUUUUUAAUUUUUUUGUGAAAAAAAAUUAACAUGAUUGUUUUAGAGAUUUUCCUCUUUUAUGCAGUCUAUUUAGUAUUGGUCAAAUUUUGAGUAGAAGUAAUGAUUUUUUUUCCUUUGAAAAAGAGUAGAUAUAAUGAUGUUUUGCUUAGAAAACGUAAAAAAAUUAAAUGUUUUCUUAAUCUGUGUGCAUAUCUGUAAAACAACAUUUAUCAAAAACACAGUAGGAAUGAUAUAUAGUAAAAUCCAUAAACAAAUUUAAAUCUAUAAACAAAAGAAACGGAUGAAUGAUCUUUUUCUUUUUAGAAAAACAUAUUUAAUUUUCUUUUAUCACUCUUCAACUCUUUUCUUCCAAGCGCUUGUACAACAAGACGCCGUCUCUCUCUUAACCAUACGACAAAAACUAAAAGAGACAGUCUUCUCUCCGUAAAAGCUAAAACUCAGAAAAUUCCAGCAAAAGAACAAAAAGAAGCAAAAUCUCUUUCUUUCUUUUUGGCUUCUGCUUUGUUCUUUUUUUGUUAUCUUCUUACAUAUAACUAAAGAUUUGAUGUUUGAAGAAAAGAAGAAGUUCAUGGACGAUUUCGAGUUCUUACCUGAUGAGUUGAGAGGACGAACUUCGUACAGUACUGACGUUCAGGGAGCUCCUCCGACUUGUGCCUCUGCACCCUCCUCCUCCUUGACGUCGAUUUCAAACCCAUUCGUGAACCAACCGUCUCGUUUGUGUCAGAAUCUCAGUAAAAUGGGUAUCUCCGACGAUGAAGAAAGGAGCAUUUUCACCGCAUCCCAUCCUCCUUUUCUUGACAAUCUUCAUGGAUGUUCCAGAUUCGUGAGAAGACUUGGUGUUUCUUCUCAUCGUCAAAGUCUAACGCAGAGCUCUCACGGUGACAACAGUCUCAUGCUUGGAUUGCUUGCUCCGGAAGACUACUACCCUAACCACCACAUAGGAGGCUUUGCAGAGAACACGUCACGUCGAAACAGAGAUUACUACCACCUCUUCGAGGAGCAGCAACAAAACCCACGACGACACAUUUCUAAAUGCAUGAAGGAAGCUUUGUCUCCAGAUCUUGUGUCCGUGCUUGGAAUCUACGGAUCUGUCUACCUAACAGCAAAAGAUCAGAUGGGUUGUCGGUUUUUACAGAAACUGAUGGAAGAAAGAAGCUUUCUUGAUGUCAUGGUUAUAUUCAGAGGAUUGAUAAAUCAUGUCAUCGAACUUGGAAUGGAUCAGUUUGGGAAUUUUCUCAUACAAAAGCUUAUCCUAAUCUCCAACGAAGAACAGAGAACAAAAAUCCUCAUCAACCUGACCUCCACACCUGCCUUGCUUAUCGAAAUCUCCCUCCACAACUAUGGGACAAGAGUUGUGCAGAAGCUGAUUGAGACAGUGAGAACAAAGACAGAAAUCAAUCUGGUUACGUUAGCUCUUAAACCGGGUUUGCUCUCUCUGGUUAGAGAUUUAAAUGGAAAUCAUAUUAUUCAAAGUUGCUUAAAAUUCCUUUCCCCUGAAGAUAACAAGUUCAUUUUGGAGGGUGCUACGAGGUUCUGUGUCACAAUUGCAACUCAUAAACAUGGAUGUUGUGUGCUGCAACACUGCGUUAAAUACUCAGUUGGUGCGGAACGUGAGAAUCUCAUUGCUGAAAUAGCCAGAAACUCUCUCCACCUUGCACAAGACCCUUUUGGGAACUAUGUGGUGCAGUACAUAAUAGAGCAGAACUUAGGGGGAGUAAAUGUAAUGUUUGAGUUAAAAGGGAACUAUGUGAAAUUGGCUACACAGAAGUUUAGUAGUCAUGUAGUGGAGAAAUGUCUUAUACAUUAUCCAGAGAGUAGAUCCCAGAUUGUCCGCGAGCUCGUCUCUGUUCCAAACUUCGAGCGUCUUCUUCAGGACCCUUUUGCUAAUUACGUUAUCCAGUCCGCUCUAUCUAAAACUAAGGGCUAUGUUCGGGCGAGCUUGGUGGAUAAAGUACGAACAUUUGGAAACCUUAAGAUGAAUCCAUAUUGCAAGAGGAUAUUCUCCAAUAGCCGCCACUUGAGGAAGUGAUAACCCCUCAUGCAAGAAAAGUAUUGUUGUUUUGCUGAAGAUGUAGGACUUGACACUAUGAUCCAUACAAGACAGAAGAUCCCCCUUUGUUGUCUCUUGUCUUUUUUGGAUGUUGUUUAUCGUCUAGUAUUGAAACUGAUCUAACGAGUCAUGUUUUUAUGUGGUUACAUUUUCCUCCCUGAGUUAAAUUGUGUUUUUGAAAUAGAAUGAGAUGGAAAUUUAGACUUAAUAGAGGUUUUUAUGAUUAGGUUUUGGUUUGGUAUCUUUGGUUUUCAAUUUUAUGGGGUUACCGCAAAAAUGAAAUCAAAGACAAAUUAUCUAUAAUUUGGUUUUGUUCGGUUUGAUGUAGUUUGGUAUCUUUUUAGUUUAACAUGUAGUUAACUAAAACAUAUAAACGAGAUUUUACUGAGUUCAUGCUUCAAACUUAAAGCCUUAAUCUUGCAAGGGUUUUUAAUUCAAAAAAUGCACUAUAUUACUAACUUUAUAGUAAACAUUACAAACUACCAUCCAAAACUUGUUAAUCAAGUACACAACUCGUCUCUCCUCACCAACCUCUGAAUCUUGUCUCCCUGCGUUUCCUUUUAUGCCAAAACCGAGCUCUAAAACGCAGGGCAACAGAGUUCUUCUUUAGGCAAAGCACGUGACGUAUGCGUGCCACUUGAAUUGUGGAAACUGGGCUCCCAUGGCCUUAUUUGAGUAAGCAUAUCCGUUAAAUCCUCAAGAUAAACUAAAUAGUCUCCUUUGUCUUUCAUUUUAAUUUUCAAAGAAAAUUUUGAUUUUCCAUCAGUUUUUUUUUCCUUUUCCAAUAGAUUAUUAUUAUAUUAAAAUUUUUUGAAAACAGAAAUAUUGAAAUGCAAAUCUCAAUAAUAUGAGGAAAGAAGUUUUUAUAAAUCACAAAAUAACAAUUAUUAAACCUGAACAUAUUAAAUUAUCAUUAAUGAAAAAAUAUAUUUUUUAAUUUUACAAAAUUUAUUUAUUUAACGUAAAAUUUUAUUUUAAAAUAAAAGUAUUUAUUUAUUAAAAGUAAAUAAAAAAUAUUUUAAAAACUACAAACUUUUCAC